CAACUUUCUGGCAACGCUGCAAGCAGCUGGUUCUCCGUGGACUGCAUGGUUGCUAUUGUUGGUGCUUACAUAACGUUCAAUGACUUCCGCAGCAAAAAUCGUUGGUACACCAAAAAGGAGCUUGUGGGGUCCUCUAUGCAGGACAUGUACACAGUGGUCUCCGACGUGAGGAACUACUACAAAUUUGUCCCUUAUGUGAAGCGAUCGCACGUCCACACCGUCGACAGUGAUGGUUUCAAGGCAGACCUCAUUGUUGGCUUUCCCCCACUGAACGAGGCCUACACAUCGAGGGUGACGCUAGAGUCGCCCAGCCUGGUCAAGUCCGAGUGCCAUGAUGGACGUUUGUUCAACUAUGUAUUUGCAUAAUGAAUGGCGUUUCAGUCCGGGCUUU
Messenger RNA from Drosophila miranda, 391 nucleotides. Its product is annotated as coenzyme Q-binding protein COQ10, mitochondrial-like. NCBI's taxonomy places the organism in Eukaryota, Metazoa, Arthropoda, Insecta, Diptera, Drosophilidae. Gene Ontology annotation, biological process: cellular respiration; ubiquinone biosynthetic process. Bases 46 to 366 code for a protein of 106 amino acids. Gene Ontology annotation, cellular component: mitochondrion. Gene Ontology annotation, molecular function: ubiquinone binding. The record is from RefSeq and is a predicted model, not a curated record. The transcript has 2 exons.